AUGGACGAGUCUUCUUCCGUCGGCUCGGUCGGCAAACACUCUCGAGGCAGCUCGACCGCGACAUCGAGCAAUGACACCGCUGCUAGCAGUGUCUCAGGCGCAGUCAACACCAAAGACGACGGCACCUCGUUCAACAAGCCGUGGGAAGUCUCGAAAAGCCCCGAUGCCACCGCAAUUUACAGCCCCUGGAGUGACGAAUGGACUGACGCGGCUAUGGGAGCUUCUACCUUCCCACAGCAGAUUGAAUCAAUUCAAGAAGCGCCAAAGAAGGAGAAGAAGAAGAGCUACGGACCCGACAUCGUCUGGAUAUGCCGCGCCACGCAGCUUGUGCCACUCAUGCAUCUACUCUUCCCUGGCGAACCCGUCUUUUACGAUGGCGAGUUUGUCCACUUCAAGCUCCGCAUCCUCGCGACCGGCAUAAUCAUCUUCAAGCAGGUUCUGGGUCGUGGAGCAGUCGUCAAUUCCGCAGGUAAACCCAUCUACGACGUCUACCCGUCAUACCCAAGCAAGGGUAAAUUCACCAAGCACUACGAGAUUCUCGAGAAGCGUUUCGCACCUAGCAAGUACAUGGUCGAACUUCCCGACACCUGGUUCGAGAACGGUGCCCAGCCAGCCAGCGAGGUCGAGGCGGAGCUCCGCGUGAUCUUCCACGGUCGUCCGGUCGUCAUGCAUGACCACCGCGGUGACACGACGGCCUUCCUCUACGAGACCGCAAAUUCCAUCAUGCACGACAAUGGCGCUACUAUCGUCGACACUCAGCAACUCUACGCCGGCGCCAUUCCGGAUGCCGGCGAUCCCUCUCAACCAAGUCUUGCUAAGACCUGCAAGUUUAUUCUUGGCGAGGAUCCUCAGGCAGACGGAAACCAUAGCCCCGUCAAGGACGCAGAUGGUGUACGGAAGUUGUGGUUGGCAUUGAACCCUGACUACAACCGUGCUGCGGAGCUUGCGAAGUUGCACGCUACAGGUUGGACUCCGCAGCGUUACCCAAGACAGAUCCCAUCAACGAGCGCCGUGGAAGCUGAGCUGGAGGCCGAGGUAGAGGUAGACAAGGCGUUGAUAGAGGCAGGGCUCAUGGUGUUGCUGGCUCGAGCGGCGUCAACUUUCGUACGCCGACUACCAUCAACAGCACUCGCGGCAAUCUCUAUACCUCUACUUUUCGCGGCGGCUCCUCUGCCAAUGGUCGUGGUGGCAAUAGGGGCGGUGCUGCUCGUGGUCGAGGCAACAAGCGCGCUGCAACAAGCUCUUUCAAGCUCGAGGAUCCUGACUUCCCUACCUUGGGAGAAGAGUGACGGCGUCGCUGAGCACGGGACAUACAUCUUCUAG
Molecule: messenger RNA, 1323 nt
Organism: Fulvia fulva
Lineage: Eukaryota; Fungi; Ascomycota; Dothideomycetes; Mycosphaerellales; Mycosphaerellaceae
Exons: 1
Coding region: 1-1323 (440 amino acids)
Molecular function (GO): nucleic acid binding
Source: RefSeq, a predicted model, not a curated record